UGUUAGAGGAAGUGGCCAAAAAAAAAAAAAAAAGUUGUGUAUACUCGCCUGAUCGAGAGAAAGCCAACAUGAAAGACAGAUAGGGCGUGUUUUGCUGUGAUAAAACACAAGCAAUUCCCUCUAAGCAAAACUGGAACAACUUGUGAACUGCGAGCAGGAUUUCUUUUUAUCUUUUUCAGAUGCUGCUUUGAGAGUCAAAGCUGACAAAACGAGCAGUCAUGAACGAGAAUUUCGACCGAACUCCCGGAGCAGGGAGAACCCGUAAUCAUCCAGCGGACCCCGGGCUGCUGGGUGCCGCCGGGGAUGCCGGUGACACCAAAACAACGCUUUUCAACCAAAGGGAACCGUUGAGACAGCCGCGAACAUCCCCGCCUUUUUCCGACAACAUUAGCCCGAGCAACGACAUGGUUGGCACUGGCGGAGAUUGUAAAAGACAGAGCAAGCCACAACAAAGUGCAAAUGCCAACAGUACUUCUGUCUCCAGAGGAUGUAAUGAUGUGGAUUCCUUGGUCAAGACAUCAAAGCUUUCAGCCACUGCUCCAGAGUUUGUCCCCACUGGAAUUAACAUAUAUGAAGACCCCGGUUGUUACGAUGACUAUGAAGGCGAUUAUAGUGAACCUACCUUAGCUUCUAUGGUCACAGACUUCCUUGCCCACCUGAGCUCCUCACCUGGCUCCUUUGAGUCAGAUGUUGAAUACAUAACUGGAAUAUUCAAUUCCUGGGUUACCACUGAUGAGCUGUUACAGGAGCUGGUGGAGCUGAUCUACACAGAGUCCACUGCUAUUCCAAACUUCUCUUACACUGGUGCCAGGCUCUGUAACUACCUGUCCCAUCACCUCAAUGUCAGCCCACCAAGUGGUAACUUUCGUCAGUUGCUCCUGCAAAGAUGUCGAAAAGAAUUUGAACAGAGAGACGUAGCUGUUCGAGGAGACCCGGACACUCAGAAGAAAUUCCACUCCUUUGUACUCUUUCUAGGAGAGCUCUACCUUCACCUGGAGAUAAAGAGUAAAAAAGGACCUCCAAAUCGAGCUAAUAUCCUCCUCGAUGCUCUAAAAGACCUGAUGAUCAGUCUGCUCGCCAAUCCUGUGGAUUCAAACCUCAUCUGUGCUGUGAAACUGCUUAAGCUGACAGGUUCUGUCCUGGAUGAUGCGUGGAAAGAGAGUGGGAAAGCACACAUGGAGGAUCUGAUCCAAAGGAUAGAAACUAUUCUACUGGAUGCCACCUGCAACAGGGAUGUCAGACAAAUGCUUCUGAAACUAGUGGAGCUGAGAUCCAGUGACUGGGGCAGAGUCCGUGCUACAGCAGCCAGCAAUGCCACACCAGAAAAUGACCCCAACUACUUCAUGAAUGAACCUACAUUCUACACAGAAGACGGCACACCUUUCACCGCAGCAGACCCAGAAUAUGCUGAGAAAUACCAAGAGAUCCUGGACAGGCAGGACUAUUUCCAUGAUACAUGUGGAGACAAUGGAAAUGAAGAAUACGACUUUGAAGAUGAAAUGGAUCCUGAGAUAGAAGAAGCUUUUGAGAAUUUUUGUUUAGAAUCAGAGAGGAAACGACAGCAAUGACGUGAGAAUCUGUGAGACUCAACAGGCACAUACUGUACCUUUCCCACAACUUGCUGGAAUGUUGAAAAGCGAAGAAAACUAGCAGCAGAUAGGUUCAGACUUUUAUUUUACUGCAAACAAGCAUUUUAACAAAAAAAAGCUGUUCAUAGUUGCACUUCUGACACUUUUCUUUGGUCAGUGUUGAUUAGAAAAUGGGGACAAUCAACGGGAUAAUUGUUCGAAAUGUUGAGGUAUUAAGAUUUUCUUUGGACUUGGAGGUUCUCUCUUUGUUGUUUUUAAAUUCCUUCAGAAACUUCUUUUCUUGCGCCUAAACUAAAUGCCAAGAGGAAAAUAGUGUGCUGUGGAUUUAUUGCUGUGGAGUUAUUUUCCGAAUGGCAGAAAGUUUCAUCAAAUGUGUGAAUAAUUUGUUAAGUACUAAUUAAUGCCCCAUACAUAAAGUGCAGGCCAGAAGACUUCAAACAUUGUCAGAGAUGCGUAAUCUUUAUGUACGAUGCUCUGUAGAUGGAGGGGCUGGCUGUAGUAGUAGCAUACAGUGCAUAUACAGACUCAAGCUCCACUGUUGUCAAAAUCUGUCUUGUCAGGUUGCCAAUAUUUAACACUAUACACAAAGCUAUUCGCUCCUUGUAAAUCUGGUUGCAGUUCCCUUAAGUUCAACAACUCUAAAAGACUGUGCCGUUCAGAAGGAGCUUUAUAGCACAAAACAGAUACUUCAAUUUAGUCACAAACUGGAAUAUGUGAAUAUAGACGAAACAUUUUAUUUAAUUCCUUUAGGGGGUUAUAGUAAUGAGAAAAUGAUUCAAAAUUCUGAGAAUGCAGUGCAUCUAAAUCCUGUUUAUUUCCUGAAUGUAGCUUUAAAUAUCUACACAUCUUGCAGUUUGCAACAGUCUGUGUGAUAUACAGUACCAGGCAAAAAAUUUGGACCCACUUCCCAUUUGCUUGAAUGAGAAAGUGUGUCCAAACUCUUGACUGGUACUGUAAAUCAACUGCAAGACGGAUUCAAGACUGAAAGACUGUUAACCAGCAAUCUAUGGAACCCAUAAAAAGGAAUGUUGUUUUAUAGUUUGUACAUAUUAUUAUUUAUAGUAUUGUUUGCCUGCAAUAAAUUCUUUAUAAUGUGA
Molecule: messenger RNA, 2686 nt
Organism: Thunnus maccoyii (southern bluefin tuna)
Lineage: Eukaryota; Metazoa; Chordata; Actinopteri; Scombriformes; Scombridae
Gene: paip1
Product: poly(A) binding protein interacting protein 1
Exons: 11
Coding region: 219-1568 (449 amino acids)
Biological process (GO): regulation of translational initiation
Molecular function (GO): RNA binding; protein binding; translation activator activity
Source: RefSeq, a predicted model, not a curated record